GCGCAGUGGUGACGCUGUUGUGACUUUCCGGUUGCAGCUGGACAUGGCGGCGCUGCUGAGAGGUCUGCGGGCUGGAAGGGCGCUCCGCGGGUUGUGCGGCGUGGUGGCUGCACCAACAGCAACAAGCCCUCCGUGCGGCAGCCUGAGACGAGGUUUCCACUGUGCGGCGCUGAGGCUUCAGGACGAGUCCAAAUCUGACAAACCCCCUUCCUCAUCCUCCUCAUCCACCACCUACCAUGAGCACUACCAGGCUCACUCUGCUGACCAGGAUGCAGCAGGAGUUUCUGGAUCCGAUCCAGCAGCAGAUCAGUCUGCCGGUCCAAACACCGGUUACCAGGAUCAGAGCGGAGACCGGGACGAGGAUUACGAAACGGAGGAGCAGCUUCAGGCUCGAAUCCUGACUGCCGCUCUGGAGUUUGUCCCCCUGCACGGCUGGUCGAUGGAAGCUAUCGCAGCCGGCGCCGAGAGUCUGGGUUUGUCCUCUGCUUCCACUGGCAUGUUCGACCAAGGAGCCGGAGACCUGGUCCUACAUUUCAUCGCCCAGUGCAACGCACAGCUGACGGAGAUCCUGGCUGAACAACACAAUCAGGUCCAGCUGGGCCAGGCUGAACCAAAGAAGACAGCAGACUUUAUCAGAGAUGCUGUAGAGACCAGACUGCGCAUGCACAUCCCCUACAUCGAAACAUGGCCACAGGCGAUGAGCCUCCUGCUGCUUCCCCACAACAUCCCCGACAGCCUGAAGCACCUCUCCACACUGGUGGACGACAUCUGGUACUAUGCAGGAGACCGAUCCACAGACAUGAACUGGUACACCAAGCGGGCGGCGCUGACCGGCAUCUACAACACCACAGAGCUGGUGAUGAUUCAGGAUUCCUCUCCGGACUUCCAGGACACCUGGACCUUCCUUGAUAACCGCAUCCAGGAUGUGGUCAACAUGGCCACCACAGCCAAACAGGUGCAGUCGACCGGUGAAGCAGUGGUGCAGGGACUCGUGGGAGCUGCUGUUACACUGAAGAACCUCACAGGACUGAACCAGAGACGAUGAAGCACCGAUCCUGACCGUCCACACCACGGGCUCAUAAUCAGUUUCAAUUUUGCUCUCACUUCUGCUUCACUGUGUACAGUGACUCCGAGAUAAUGGAUGUUAAUAAACAGAAGUAGCUAAUUAGUUUCUGUUCACCUGCACGACCUCCGACCCUGUCGCUCCGUGGCUCAGAUCACUUUUUUCCCUCCCUUUGUACAGAAGGAUGCAGGUCUGUAAUUUAGCUGAUGAAUGAAGUUAAAGUUCAAUAAAGUAAUAAUUGUAUAUUUAA
Archocentrus centrarchus (flier cichlid) is the source of this 1313-nucleotide messenger RNA. RefSeq names its product coenzyme Q9 homolog (S. cerevisiae) (gene coq9). Bases 44 to 1045 code for a protein of 333 amino acids. The transcript is spliced from 9 exons. Gene Ontology annotation, cellular component: mitochondrial inner membrane. Gene Ontology annotation, molecular function: lipid binding. The record is from RefSeq and is a predicted model, not a curated record. Gene Ontology annotation, biological process: ubiquinone biosynthetic process. NCBI's taxonomy places the organism in Eukaryota, Metazoa, Chordata, Actinopteri, Cichliformes, Cichlidae.